UGUGCUAGUGUUGCUAGGUAGGUCAAGCCUACUUAGCAGUUUGUAUUGAGGAACUUUACAAAGACUUAUGCAUUAAAUUUGGUUACAUUACGAAAUGGCCUAUUACAACAAGCCAUUUUGUAAAUACUAUCUGCGCAUGGGUUAGUGUUGCUAGGUAGGGAAAGCCUAUUGUAAAAGAUGUUACGUACCUUUGACAUGGGUAUAUAAGGGGUCUGACAAAUGCAUAUGUGUGACAUUUUGAUAGCAAGGACAUUAAGGAUAACAAGAUGUCGACUAAACACUCCUCAGUUGAAUUGAUGAUUGUAGAAGGUUUUGAACUGAGAAAAGUGAAGGCGCCGAGUGGUCGCCAAUACCUUUUUGGAAAUGUCAUCGAAAGUGGUAGAGAAGGUGUAAUUAAGGGGUGUUUUGUUAAUGAGGUAACGAGCGAAGCGGCUGUGGACCUCGUCAAAUUGAAGGCCGGUGACAAAAUCAUCAUAACGCACGUGGUGGGUAAGGGAGGCCCCAGUCUCCGUUUGCUAGCAAAUGCGACGGUGUUUUCUGAAGUCGUCGAUUUCGACGUAAACAAGGAAGCAGUGGACAGCUUUAUCAGGCCGAAAAGUGUUUCUGUCUCUGAGGCUCGGGGGAGCGCCCCAAAAAGAAGAAUGACAGUUGAAGGUGAUGUGAUCGAGGUAGGCCAACUUGUGGAGAGUGGAAGUUACAAAAGGCGGGUAAUAACGUUGAGACAGCUGGGUGAUGACGAUACUCAAUCGAUACCAAUAACCCUAUGGGGCGAGAGCGCUUCUCAGGAUGUAGCAGAAGGACUGUCUGUCCUGGUGACGGCCGUCAUUAGAGACGCCAAUGGUCUGCAGGGGUCGGUGUCCACGAAAAUUGAGAUGGUGAAAGAAAAAUGGGUAGAGGGAGAGGUGAUUGGCGUGAGAAAAACAAGCGUACCCAUGCGUAUCAUGAUGAAAAAUGGAAAUUGCAUCAAGAUCGCAGACGGCAUGGACGAAAAUCUCGUAUCCUCCCUCCUUGGAUUUCCAAUAAGGUAUAAAAUUGGGACAGAUGGGAUUGCUGUUGAGAUAGAAAAGUUGUAAUAUGUUUUUUUUAUAUUUCGUUAUAUAGUGCGUCCCACAAAAAAAAGAAUCCGAAAAAUUAUUGAU
Strongylocentrotus purpuratus (purple sea urchin) is the source of this 1139-nucleotide messenger RNA. RefSeq lists its product as uncharacterized. The coding region runs from base 267 to 1073 and encodes 268 amino acids. The record is from RefSeq and is a predicted model, not a curated record. The transcript is spliced from 5 exons. NCBI's taxonomy places the organism in Eukaryota, Metazoa, Echinodermata, Echinoidea, Camarodonta, Strongylocentrotidae.